Trypanosoma cruzi is the source of this 2667-nucleotide messenger RNA. RefSeq lists its product as uncharacterized. The transcript has a single exon. The record is from RefSeq and is a predicted model, not a curated record. NCBI's taxonomy places the organism in Eukaryota, Euglenozoa, Kinetoplastea, Trypanosomatida, Trypanosomatidae. Bases 1 to 2667 code for a protein of 888 amino acids.
AUGUCUGGUUUUCGUGGUGCGGGGCGUCUGGAGGACGACGGGAAGGAAAACCGGAAGCGCAUGCAGAGGAGCGAGCCGGCCUGUGGAGGUUUGGUUGGUUGGCAAAUUGCCUCAAAGAGUCGCUGUCUCGCGUGCGGGCGACUUGCGUCCAUGUGUGAUUGCCAGAAGUCAAGGAUAGAUCCCCAACUCAAGCGGCAGAAGCUUGAGAGCAUUCUCCUUAGCACUCCGUACGUUCGCUCCAAGCAGGUUAGAGCACUAGAAGACAUUUCCCGUGAGGAGUCCAAGAAUCGUCGUCGUCUGGUGGAGCGAUGGGGUGAUGAGUUGGAGUCGAUGAGGCAUCUGGCCUUUACACACCACCGUAUUUUUCUUUUGAUCCUUGAAGAGACAGCCGCUCGUGAGGCUUUGAUGGCUAUGGAGCGAAAGGCAUGGUCGGAGGGGAUGGUUACUGUGGAUCGACACAUUGUUUUGUGCGCCAUUUCCUUUUAUGAGCGGGAGGAAAGACUGCAGUUGUAUGCCUCAGCGCAAAGGGAGGUGCAGGUGGUCUUGGCAUGGCAUGAAGUAACGUGUCAUCUUCUUGGCUUACGAAGUCGCGAGGCGGCAUUUCGCAACGCUCUUGUAAACCACGAGGCGGCGACCAGAGCGGCGCUAAUAAGCCACAAUGUGGAGCUUUUAAAUCGCAUGGACGCCAAUGAGAAGGAUCGCUUUAUUUUCUAUGAGGCAUUUAGGGAAAGCCGCGAGAAACUUGUUGUGGAGUGGCAGGGAGGCGUGGAGGCGAUUCAGAGCGCCAUUGCGGCAGAUCAGCGACAGGUGGAGUGGAUGCUGCAGGGGAGAAAUCGGUUGUGCGAGCUAUGUGAAAGACAGAGGGCCGAGUUGAAGGCAGAAGAAGAGGAACGUAGGCAACGCCUGUCUGAAAUUGCGCGUAAAAAACAACAUGCUUUAAUGGAGAGGGUACAAGUGUGUGAACAGCAGCGAUGCACUUUGGCUCAGCAGGAAGCGGACAGCCGCUCUGCCAUUCUUCAAGAUGAGGCAGCCGCAUGCAAGGCGUUAUGGUUGUUUUUUAAAGACGGUGAAAGAGAGGCUCGUGAGCUGGAGCAAUUGAGGUACGAACGUUGCGGGGUGGAGCUUCGCGCGGCCAUCCAUCAGUUAAGGAGCAUCGCCGAGGAGGAGGCCGCCGCUUUUGCUCAGCUCAAGGCACAGGAGCAUUACGAGAAGGACCUGCGCUACAAGUGGAUGCUUGAGAAGGAGAAGCAGCGCAAAGAGCUGGAGCAGGCUGCCCUUCACCAUUUGCGGUUAAUCGAGGAGGAGGAGGGAAUGGCUCGACAGGCAUCCAUGAAGGCUAUGCAGGAGGCGGAAGUGGGGAUUGCAGUGUGGCUUCAACAGAAGACGCGGAUCCUACGGGAGCUGGUGGACACUGCACUCGGUCAGAAGGGGGAAAUGCGUUUGCGGGAACAUGAAGAGCGCUUUGCGUUGGUGUCGCGUAAGGCGGAGCAUGAAGACGCCGUACGUCGAUGGAUCGAUCAAAAGGAAUUUGCGCGGCAGUCUCUCAUAAAAGAGGAGACUACACAUCGUGUGAAUACGGUAGAAAUGGAGCGCGCUGUGCGAGAUGAAUUCCGUUGGCACUUUGACUCAGCUUUGGAAAUGUGCCGAGGUCUCAUUUAUGAACGGAUUACUGAACAGAACAUAUUUCAACAGAAGGCUCUGCAGGUGUUAAAUGAUAUUGUGGAGCAGGAAGCCAAGGCGAUGCUUCUUAUGAGGCGCCUCAUUUUCGAUGACAGGGAAAGGACACGUCACGAAGAGAACCAUCGGCAAUUUCUUGAAAUCUGGAAUGCUGAGGCGGAGUGCCGUACGUACAUUGUACAGCAAGAAGUCCGCCACCGUGAGAGCAUCUCCACACAGAUGCAUCUUCAAAGAAGCUUUUUUGCAAAGGAGGCACAGGAACUCCUUAAGGCGCGAAUUUGCGAGAUUUUGGCGACAGAAGAAAGCCAACGUCUUGUGCUUUUGCAUCAUUUCUUUGAGGCUACAGAGCAGAUUUAUUUUUUAUUUCGACAAUCCCGGGAAGAGGCAAGACGGUGUGAGAAGGAGCGUGUGCUUGCGGAGCUGCGUCAGCGCGAAACGGAGUUACUGGAGGACACACGUCUGUAUCGCGAGGAUGAAUGGCUCACCCUUGAUCACACAGAGAACAGAUUGCCAGAGCCUCAGGAAUCAUCUGCAUUCCCUUUGGUGGAUGAUGGCUUGUGGAAUACCCAGCGACAGCUUGUCAUGGCCGAGCUUGGCGGGGAGGAAGCGGAUGUCAUGACGCUUCCCCCGGCAGCUGUGGGGUUUCUGGCCAGCAUCAUUGACGCUAUCUCCAGGCGGGAGUCGUCGCUCACGGCAACGCUGCGUCAAGUGGAGGUGGCGGUCAAUGAGGCAAGACAGAAGGUGGCAAACCAAAAUCAGUUGCUCUCCGGCGUGAAGGAACGAUGGGAGGAGUCGAAGGAAAAACUGAAACGUGAUGCCGCCGAGCACAACACACGUGUGGCGAUGUACCGCGACGCACGACAGAGGGAUGAGGCGCAGUUGGAGCGGGAACGGGCGAGGCUUCAAACCAAAACCGAGGAACUGCGUAGAAUGCAGAACAGCGUCUCUGGCAUGCGAGAUGCUAUUCACAAUCAAUACCGGAAACGAUAG